AGUAUGUGUGUCACUCUGCCCCCUGCAGGCCAAAUUGAAGAAGCACAUCCAGAACCCCAGCGCCUCUGAACUGGUGCACUUCCUCUUCGGCCCCCUGGACCUGGUGCUCCAGUCCUGUGGUAGUGUAGAGCUGCCCCGCUCCGUGGUCUCUCCUCACUUAUCCAGAGAUGCAGUUGACUUCCUGAGAGGUCAUCUGUCGCCUAAAGAGAUGACCGUCUUUGAACUGCUGGGAGAUGGGUGGACAAGACCUAGAGCGGACUGGCCACGGGACCAGUGUGCCUCUACUUACUUCCCUAAGUUCAGGAACGGGUGGGAGCCCCCAGCUGAGCUGUUCAGGACCUCCCCAUGGGAGACAGAGGGAUCAGGGGAACCUUUCAUGUCCUCCAUGUCCCGCCCGAUGUCCCCACACAAGUCAGAAGAGUUUUUUGGAACCCAGUCUUCUAGCUCAUCAAAUGGGUCCUACAAUGGUCUGGCGUCCUCGUCCCGUAAAUAUGCUAAGAUCUGCUACCACUUUGUGGCCCGCAACGCCAACGAACUGUCAGUACUGCAGGACGAGGUGGUGGAGGUGAUAGAGGACGAUAAACAGUGGUGGAAAGUGAGGAACAGGAGUGGUCAGUCAGGAUACGUCCCCUCCAACGUCCUGGAAGUGGUCACACUAGAGGAACCACACGGCAUGGCUGAACCCCUCUAUAGCCAGGCUGGCCAGCCCUACAGCCCUACCUCUCCCUCCAGCUCUCUAGGAAGAGGGGAUAGCUUUGACAUGAGCCGCUCCAAAGACUCUCGGACACACCAGAUGGAUGAGGUGAAUGAUGAGUUGUUGAAGAGGAUCACUACUAAUAAGUCCAAUCCUCCUGGCCGUAACUUCAGGGUGGAACGCCCCUCAAGCAGCAGCUCCACGCUCCUCACUUUCAAUUCCAGCCCACCGCAGGUCACCGCCUGGCUCAAUGCCAAGGGAUUCUCUAAACCGACGGUGGAUUGUCUGGGGAUCCUGACGGGUGCUCAGCUCUUCUCUCUGAACAAGGAGGAACUGAAGGCAGUGUGUGGAGACGAGGGAGCCAGGGUCUACAGCCAGACCACCGUGCAGAAAGCCCAGCUAGAGAAGAGCAGUGGGGAUUCAGAACUCCAAGAGAUCAUGAGAAGACGACAAGAGAAGAUCGAUGCCGGCAAGGACUGAUCUGGGCAUGCGCACUGACUUUCAACCAAUCACAGCCCAGCAUGGCUGGUUACCAUAACAACCCUCUCCAGUACUAACCAACCAUAAGCCUUCCCCUCCCAAAGCGCCUUCCCUUUCACAAACCAACAGUUUUUUUGUUUUUUUUGUCAGACAAUUGACUUUUAAUAUUGGCAUGUACUAUAAAUGUUGUUAUAUACAUUUUUUAAAAUUGUAUAUUUAUUGUUAUUGUUUGUGAAUGUGUAUGUUUACUUCUUUCUUCACUGAUGUUCUCUGGUGAUUAUGAGUGCUGCUCUGUCUGACACUAACCACGUUUCCAUCCAGCCAUUUCAUGCGGAGGAAUUACCUGACGUAUGCAAGAAGUUACGACUGGGCUGAUGGAAACAUUAAAUCCUGGUACAAUUGUAGAAAUGCCGACAGACAAUUUCUUCGUUCGACAUGGUGAGAUCUUUUCGUGUCGGGUAAAAUUAAUAAUGCAAGAUAAAUGGUAGUGGAAAUGCCUUUAUGCAUAAAUAUUGAUAUAAUAACCAUCAUAUUGAAGUCAACUUGGAGUCAGGCGACGAUAUGUUGUCCUCCCACUACGACUCGGGAAACCACGCAGUUUAUCAGGCUACAGAGGAAGUAAUGAUGAACUUCACAGGGUGGUGAAAGUGUACGGUGAUGAGCUUGAUGCGCCUUUUCCAAUAAAUAUCGAGGGUAUUAUUCCAGCGACAUGUUGAUAGAUACUUGGCUGCCGUUUGACAAAAUGACAAAAUAAUACCGCUUUUAUCCAUAAUAAUCUCAUAAUGUAGGUAUCCUACUCGCGCUGCAUUUGCGAGCUGUUGUUGGCACGUUCGCUAAAUAACACAUAUGUUGUUUUUGUGACGAGACCUUCAAGAGUUUAAAACUUCCAUUGGGAAUUUAACAGCAAAAGUACUUUUUAUGUGCACUACGCCACAGUCUUUUAUCCGUAAAAAAAAUAAGUUUGAUGGAAACACAUCUCUGGUGGGGAAAAUGCGAAUAUUGUUUUAUGGCAGAUGUUAGAAUAUUUGCAUGAAAAUAUGUCACUAAUUGGAUGAAAAACCUGGCCACUGUCUCUUAACUUUGUAUCGUGGUGAGGGACCAUAUUAUAACCUGGCUACUGUCUCUUAACUUUGUAUCGUGGUGAGGGACCAUAUUAUAACCUGGCCACUGUCUCUUAACUUUGUAUCGUGGUGAGGGACCAUAUUAAAACCUGGCCACUGUCUCUUAACUUUGUAUCGUGGUGAGGGACCAUAUUAAAACCUGGCCACUGUCUCUUAACUUUGUAUCGUGGUGAGGGACCAUAUUAUAACCUGGCCACUGUUUCUUAACUUUGUAUCGUGGUGAGGGACCAUAUUAAUUUUGAGUGAGUAUGUGUUUUAUGGCUUGUAUGUCUCCCAUGUUUUAUCUCCAGGGAUUUAUGGAAAACAUUUUUUUUUUUUGUCAAAUCAAAUCCAUAAAGGUCCUCAAUGUAUAUUGUAUUAGAUGUUAAUGUUCACAUAACGGAUUAUUCUAACCUACAGUAGUAGUACAAUGUUAUACCUUAUAAUACGUAGCGCUGUAUGUACGUUUUGAGCAUUUUGAAUUUUAUUCUCAUAUCCAGUCACACAUAAUUGCAGCUGUUUAACUAAAUACACUUCUGUAAUUCAGUUUACAUAUUCUAUAUUACUAAAUACACCUCUGUAAUUCAGCUUACAUAUUCUAUAUUACUAAAUGCGGUACUGUAAUUCAGCUUACAUAUUCUAUAUUACUAAAUACACUUCUGUAAUUCAGCUUACAUAUUCUAUAUUACUAAAUACACUUCUGUAAUUCAGCUUACAUAUUCUAUAUUACUAAAUGUGAUACUGUAAUUCAGCUUACUGCAUUUAGUAAUAUAGAAUAUGUAAGCUGAAUUACAGUACCGCAUUUAGUAAUAUAGAAUAUGUAUCUGUAAUUCAGCUUACAUAUUCUAUAUUACUAAAUGCAGUAUCUGUAAUUCAGCUUACAUAUUCUAUAUUACUAAAUGCAGUAUCUGUAAUUCAGCUUACAUAUUCACGGUCUAUAUGAAGUACACUUUACAUGUACAAUAUUAAUCCAAUCAUAUUUCUGUUCUGUGUACAUGUUUGUUCCUCCAAUAAUAAACCCAAGGUCGAAAUUCAAACUGA
Salvelinus namaycush (lake trout) is the source of this 3315-nucleotide messenger RNA. RefSeq names its product epidermal growth factor receptor kinase substrate 8-like protein 2. Bases 209 to 1174 code for a protein of 321 amino acids. The record is from RefSeq and is a predicted model, not a curated record. Gene Ontology annotation, biological process: regulation of Rho protein signal transduction; Rho protein signal transduction; positive regulation of ruffle assembly. The transcript has 10 exons. Lineage: Eukaryota; Metazoa; Chordata; Actinopteri; Salmoniformes; Salmonidae. Gene Ontology annotation, cellular component: ruffle membrane; vesicle; plasma membrane. Gene Ontology annotation, molecular function: actin binding.